AUGAGUGCGCUUGUAGGCUACGGCAGUAGCGACGAGGAAGAAGUCGAUGAUAUUAGACCAGAGAAGCCGGCCAAGGUAGCAAGACUUGACAACGAUGCAGCAUUGCAGCAAGCGGGAGGAGAUAUCAGCGGUAAGAGGCCUGGGCUUGGUGAAGUGAGGAGAACAGGAUCUGACAAUGUCGAAGCGCAUACCGCCAUUCCAUCUACCGACAACGAUGCCCCAAAGAAGAAGUCAUCUACAGCUCGCGAGGCAGCUUCAGCUUCAGCUUCAGCACCAAGACCGGAUCACAACAAGCAAGGCCCACGCCCAGGCCCAUCUCCAGCACCACCAGUAGACGACAACACCACAACCACAUCACCCACCUCGGGCCCCACCUCACCUUACACCACCGAACGCCUCCUCAUCCGCAACCUCACCAUGCCACCCAUCCCCAACUUCGACAUCCCCGACGAACCACCCACACCUCCUCCCAACAGCGAAGCAGCCGCAGCCCUGGCCGCUCGCACCAAGAAAUUCGAGCACUUCCUCGCGCUAAAGAAGAAAGGCGUUCACUUCAACCAACGAUUACAGGAUUCCUCGUCUCUGCGAAACCCGGGGCUAUUGCCUAAGCUGAUGGAGUUUGCGGGCGUGAGUAGGGAGGAGAGUUAUGCGAGUGCGAUCCCGGCUGAGGUGGGGGGUGUGCCGGGGGUUUGGCCGCAGGGGUGGGGUGUGGAGGAUUUGGUUAGGGGGAAUGAGAGGAGGGAGAAGAAAUUGAAGGGUGAGAGGAAGGAGUUGAAGUUUGUAGGGGCUAGGGGGAAAAAUGAGGGUGCGAAUGGCGGUGGAAGUGGUGAUGGGGCCGGGAGUAAGAAUGGCACGCCUGGGAGGAGUACGGGUGGGAGGAAGAGUCGACUUGAUCAGCGAUGA
Molecule: messenger RNA, 903 nt
Organism: Recurvomyces mirabilis
Lineage: Eukaryota; Fungi; Ascomycota; Dothideomycetes; Mycosphaerellales; Teratosphaeriaceae
Exons: 2
Coding region: 1-903 (300 amino acids)
Biological process (GO): regulation of DNA-templated transcription
Cellular component (GO): nucleus
Source: RefSeq, a predicted model, not a curated record